Messenger RNA from Acanthopagrus latus (yellowfin seabream), 4595 nucleotides. RefSeq names its product BTB/POZ domain-containing protein kctd15. Gene Ontology annotation, biological process: protein homooligomerization. Gene Ontology annotation, molecular function: protein binding. The transcript is spliced from 5 exons. The record is from RefSeq and is a predicted model, not a curated record. Lineage: Eukaryota; Metazoa; Chordata; Actinopteri; Spariformes; Sparidae. The coding region runs from base 945 to 1739 and encodes 264 amino acids.
CAACUCCAGACAUUAAGGCAAGAGAAGGGGGGAGAGAGAGGAAGAGAGAGAGAGAGAGAGAGAAGGGGGAGGGAGAGAGAGAGAGAGAGAGCGACACUGGGAGAGAGAAAAAAUCACCGCGUGAAAGAUAUUGGUUCAAGGAUAUCUCUCUUCAUUUUCAACAUAUUUUUCCUACUGGGACUUUUAUCAACAAGUUACUGCGCCUUCGCUGCGUGUUGCCCGGGUGAAGGACGGAUGGCAGCUCGCCGGGCUUUAAACUUUAAAUUUGGGCUGGAGAUGGAGAUGGAAAUGUGUGCCUGCUAGCUGGAACUGCCUGGGGAACUAUUACAUCAGACAGAAAUGACAAUGAUUAAAAUCUGCUUUUCGUCGCUCUUAAAAAAAAAAGAAAAAUCUAUUGAGCGACUAACAGUUGGCUGGUAAAGGUUUCCUAACCAACAUCUACAUCACAACUUCACACCGUUAAAGGGAGAGAUCUACUUUUGUGUGUGUGUGUGUGUGUGUGCCGGAAAAAAUAUAAGUUCUUAUAUAUUUGUGCAGUCAUAAUUUUCGUGAAUAAGGAGGUGGUGGAGGGGGGGUAUCACGUUUUUUUUUGUUUUUUUUUUUCCUUGAGAAAAUUGCCUGGGCGAGAGAGUGGAGUUGAGCUAAUUGUAGCCUAAUCCCUGGCCCAGAGGCGCUUGGGCAGCCCGGAGCAAGAAUUUUCUUUUUUAGCUCUGCUCUGUUAUUUAGAGACGGAUUAUUGGCUUUCUUCUUCUCAUAACAAACCACAGGGGCAGUUUCAUUUAGGCAAAAAAAAAGAAAGAAAGAAAGACAGACAGACAAGAAGAAGAAGAAGAAGAAGAAGAAGAAGAAGAAGAAGAAAUCCGGAGCAAGGAUUCCAACAAGAGCGCACAUUUUUUACGCGUAUCCAAAUAAGAGCAGAGAAGGGGAAGGAGAUCAUCUCAUCUAUGUACAAGGAGGGAAGAAGCAUGUCACGGCUGUCUCUGACCCGGUCCCCGGUCUCUCCCCUGGCCGCCCAGGGGAUCCCUCUGCCGGCUCAGCUGACCAAGGCGAACGCCCCGGUGCACAUCGAUGUCGGGGGACACAUGUACACCAGCAGCCUGGCGACCCUCACCAAGUACCCAGACUCAAGAAUCAGUCGUCUGUUCAAUGGCACAGAGCCCAUCGUGUUGGACAGCUUGAAGCAGCACUACUUCAUAGAUCGGGACGGCGAGAUAUUCCGCUACAUUCUCAGUUUCCUCAGGACCAGCAAAUUGCUCCUUCCAGAUGACUUCAAGGACUUCCACCUGCUGUACGAGGAGGCGCGCUACUACCAGCUGACGCCCAUGAUCAAGGAGCUGGAGCGCUGGAAGCAGGAGCGCGAGCAACGACGGAUGGCGCAGCCCUGCGACUGCCUUGUGGUUCGGGUCACGCCCGACCUGGGCGAGAGGAUCGCCUUGAGCGGGGAGAAGGUGCUCAUCGAGGAGAUCUUCCCCGAGACCGGAGAUGUUAUGUGCAACUCAGUCAACGCCGGCUGGAACCAGGACCCAACACACGUCAUCCGCUUUCCCCUCAAUGGCUACUGCAGGCUCAACUCCGUCCAGGUUCUGGAGCGCCUCUUCCAGAAAGGUUUCAGCGUGGCGGCGUCUUGUGGAGGCGGCGUGGACUCAUCCCAGUUCAGCGAGUACGUGUUGUGUCGCGAGGACCGGCGGAGUCUCUCCAUCAACACUCCCAUCAGGAUAAAACAGGAACCCCUGGACUAGAGCGUUCUGGAUGAGGGACUGCCAAUCCAACCCCAGUACUCCUUCCAUCUUCUCACACCGUCCCCCCCCCCCAACUCCCCCCGCCCUGCCUCCCCCUAUCCCCCGCUCCCUCCCUGCCCUAACAGAACCACAACCAAACCCCAGCUUACCUAAGUAUUAGCAGAGGCUUGUUAACCUCGCCAGCUCUGCAGAACUCGAAGGGGAAUGUAGUACCAAAACAAAUGAGAGGAAAAAAAAAGAAAAAAGCAUCAGCAGCAAAAGUUUUUCAUUAUGUUAAAUAACGCCCAAAGAAUCUGGGACUGUGAUGAAAACAACAGCAGCGACAAGCGGACUCAGCAGCACCUCACUUCAACCAUUUAAGCGCCGUGACUGGUUGAUAUCUUGUCCUCAUUUUCUCAUGAAAAAGGUGUCCCGACUGUCCGGAGCGCCCCCCCCACCCCACCCCAACCCCCUCCUUGAAUCCAAAUACACUCCACUUCCCAAAACACACCACCACUCACCCCACACACACACACACACACACACACCUCUGGCCAUCUUUCAGCAGUGUAUCAUCCAGUUCUGGGUCUGUAUGAGGCCCGUGUCUCGUCUGAGUCUGGCCUGCUGUCGGACAUGGAAGCUUUGGCACAGAGGACGCUGUAAUGGAUGACAGGAAGAGGACAUAAUCCCAUCUCACGAGUCCCCCCCAGCUGCCCCCAGACCCCGAGACCCCUCCAGACCCCCCGUCCCACCUCGCUCCACUGGCUGAGCUACAGACGGCGGAGCCUCGUCUCAAACAGCAUCGUUUGCCAAACUGAUUGUUUAUUACAAUUUUCAUUGUUGUUUCUAAAGUAUGUUCUUCUUGCUCCUUUUGCUGUUCUUAUCAUGACAUGGUGUAAACAAUUAUUAUUAAUAGGAUUAUUUUUAAUGUCUCUUUUUUUUUUUCUUUUUUUUUUUUUCCUUUCUCCAAUAUGAAGGAUGUAUGAACGUUGUAUUCAUUAAGGCUUCGAGAGGCUUGUGAGGGAGCGUUUUCUUGGCAGUAGCUGCAGAAACUCAGAUGUCUGCAGGCUAUGUGGCUAAAGCGAUCUGGCUGGCAAUGCAUUCAGAGCCGGGGAAAAAAAAAAGUCCCAUUGUUCAAACGGGGAUGGAAGAGAACCUGGAUGUUUCAACAUUGUUUAUAGUCAAAUGUGUAGCACACAUAAAAAAAAGUGCUCUGGAAUUUUCUGCUUAUUAGCUCUAAAAACAUAUCUCUGUUCACAAGUCUCGGAUCGGAUUCUCUCUCGCAAGUGCACAAAACCUUUGGUUUUUUUGGGGGUUUUUUGGCGGAAGUUUGAGAAAGUUUGCAAAUUUUUUUGGAAAAUUCAGGUCGAUGUUGCACAAGCUCGGAGUGUAAUUGCAGUUUUUUUUGUUUUGGUUUUUUUUGUUGAGUUAGAAUGUGAAAGACCUGAAGGAGCCGACGUGGAGAGAUGACGUUUACCAGUAUGUCUCGUGAUCGCCGUCAGAGAUGUACUCUAAAUGCUUACUGUUUCUUUGCACUUAAAACAUGUCCCCCAUCGGAGCCCCGCCCCGACCCUGCACCCACCGAAACAUUCAUCCGAAACCCCUGCGACCAAGUCGAGCUGUUUAUCUUCUCGUGUGUGGGAAACCAGAACAAAUACCGUAGGUACCAAAGCAGACGAGGUGCCUAUAUUGUUGAUUGUACGGACACACAUCUCUUUUUACAGUUUAUAGCUAAAAACUCAAAACAAUGCAUCAUCCAAAAAACUGUAUGAAGGGGCCACCAACGUUUUGUUCCUCCGGGGGCCUCCAGUCUUGACAGUUUUGUUGAGAAUAGCUCGCAGCACCUUCAGAGAAAGUUUGAGAGGGACCUGGUCUUUGUUUGUGUUCUAUAUUGUCACUUCUGAGCCGAGAUUAUUUCAGUGGUUCGUCACAUGUAUGUGUGGCGGAGCCCAAAGUGAACUGUACUCCCAGCGUCGGCGUGUUAUUCACAAAGAGGCGAGUGGGCGGCAUUUACUCUAUCCUGCUCUCAUUCUUUUGGUCUUAUUCUCAACAUUUCUGGAUCAAAGACAGAGACAAGAAAGGCCGAGUUUUCAUGCUUUAUAUUUGUGUGUAACUUACAGAUGCUGUUUCUUCCAUCCCAAAAAGACUGAUACAAAAAAAAAAGAAGUCUAUUCUGAUCUUUGCGGGCUCUGGCAGUUGUUUGAGUAUAACAGGGGUUGUUUUUAUAAGCUAGUCGUUCAUUAAAAAUGGGCGGUAGUUUUUCUCUUCUGACCAUGUUGUCCUAAUAUCUGCUCUCUCCGGAUGGCCGCUGAUUGAACAAGGAGCCAAUGAGUGGAUAAAGAUGAGCCUCGGCGCGAGCGUAGCUCCGAGUCCAGCGCGCUCCGGCCCGAGGCUCGCGCUCACAAUCAAGCCCAUCUUUGUUGUGACCUGCCAGUGGCCUGCGCCUUUGCAUCCAGUCGCCUCAAAGGGAAUGGUCAACCAGGCCUUUCAUGUGCCGAGGCAUGUUGGGCCUCUCCACAGCGCUCCUCACCCCCCUCCGCCUCCCUGAAGGCUCCCAGCUCAGUGGUGCCAGUAGAAAACUCUGGUUUGCACCCCCUGCUGCUGUGUCAUCCCCAUGCCCUGGUUUGUUUUUUUUUGUUUUUUUUUCAGAACGCCCCUCCUCUGCUGUGGCUCGCUGGACAGCACAACCAAACAAACUGAUGAGUCAAAAUGUGAGCACACUCAGAACAUACUGUACAGCCAGGAGAACUUGACUCUCGCUGCUGAUCCGGACGUCUUUGAUCCAGUUGUGAUGUGAGGUGUGGAAACUCAUCUGGGUUAGUUCUUUAGGAAACGGGGUAGAAAAGAUCUGAUUAAAAAAAAAAAAAAAAAAAAAAA